Messenger RNA from Capsella rubella, 597 nucleotides. RefSeq names its product basic leucine zipper 8. Gene Ontology annotation, biological process: regulation of DNA-templated transcription. Lineage: Eukaryota; Viridiplantae; Streptophyta; Magnoliopsida; Brassicales; Brassicaceae. The record is from RefSeq and is a predicted model, not a curated record. Gene Ontology annotation, molecular function: DNA-binding transcription factor activity. Bases 23 to 415 code for a protein of 130 amino acids. The transcript has a single exon.
CAUAACUGUUUGUUUUGUAUAUAUGGCUGGUUUUGUCUAUAAUAACCUUCCAAGUGCAAACCCUAACCCACAGUCUUUGUUCCAAACCUUUGUUGAUCGAGUUCCACUAUCAAACUUGCCUGCCACGUCAGACAAAUCUAGCCGUAGUGCAGAAGAUGAUGAGCGGAAGCGGAGAAGGAAGGUAUCGAACCGCGAGUCAGCUCGGAGAUCGCGUAUGCGGAAACGACGACAUAUGGACGAGUUGUGGUCCAUGCUUGUUCAGCUCAUCAACGAGAACAAAACUCUCGUUGAUGAGCUAAACGGAGUUAGGGAGGGUUACGAGAAGGUUAUAGAAGAGAACACGAAGCUUCGAGAAGAGAACUCCAAGUUUAGGAAGAUGAUUGGUGAGAUCGGGCUUAGUAGGUUUCUUAAUUAACGUAGACGCCGAUCAGACCUGGACCCUUUGAUCCUGCAUUGCGUAAGUUAUUUUUUGUUUUUAUAAAAGGAGAAGCGUUUUUUUUUGCUACGUCCGAAAGAGUUUAUAAAACUGUAACGAAGAUCGCAUCUGUGAAUUUUGAGAUUGUGAAUCAAAGGAUGAUGGGUGUGAGGAAUUUACAA